CAGCCCUUUAAUAAUCACAAAGUCUCUCACCUUGUCAUCGCGUCUCUCACCAUGUCCUCCAGAUUAUUCCCCGAGCCCACCACUACCAGAGAUUACUGUCGUGACACAAUUGUGAUAUGGGAAUGGGAGGAUUACGCAACACCAGAAAAACUCAACCCUCGUUCGAUUAAGAAGAAAGUCAGAUCAGCUCUCAAGAAGGACGGUUAUAAAAUCGGGGACUUGUCCAUCUGGGUUUACGCUCCUGAGAAUACAUGGUUGAUUGAUGGGCAAUCGAAAGACAAAUUUUAUCACGCUGGACUUGUAGUCAGUCCCCUUAAAGGGGAUAAACGUACCAGACUUCACAGGCUUCUGGCGGAAGCUAUGGUCUCCUCAUUUAUCUGGACAGCUGAAGAUACUAAUGUUCUGAUACUCUCUGAAAACGUGGAGUACCUUAAACAAGACCCCAGAUUCUCCAGUUUUCAUGAAGAGUUAAUUAGCCAAGGUUUCCCUGUUGCCUUAGCACACCCAGAUGAUGUUCUCCUUAACCAGGAAGAUGAACCUGACUCUGAAUAUGAUGAAGAAGAAGAAACUGCCUCUGAUUGUGAAGAUGAGUUAGCUGACUCCGAAUCGAAAUGUGCAUGUCUCGAAGGGUGUCCUUGCCGCCCCUCAACAACUGCCUAUGAUGAAAGUCCAAAAAGCACAUAAAUAUUAUAGAUAGACAAAUAUUUAGUUGACUCCGAAUCGAAAUAUUUAGGCACUCAACAACAACUGCCUCUGUAAAGGCUUUAAAAACUGUCUCUGAAUGGAAUUAUAACAAUUGCCUCUGAAAGGCUUUAAGCAUAGUUAGUUAUUAGCAAUCAUAACCUCAAUCCAAAUCUUAGUUUUUUUGGUUUUUCGAUUUGUGUGGAACUUACUUACAAUAAUAUAUCCAUCACUGAUCAAGUAUAUAUCGAAUACAUAUGCUUUAGUAGUA
Messenger RNA from Camelina sativa (false flax), 952 nucleotides. RefSeq lists its product as uncharacterized. The record is from RefSeq and is a predicted model, not a curated record. Lineage: Eukaryota; Viridiplantae; Streptophyta; Magnoliopsida; Brassicales; Brassicaceae.